This is a messenger RNA of Aureobasidium melanogenum CBS 110374, 1359 nucleotides long. RefSeq names its product Exo-beta-1,3-glucanase. The record is from RefSeq and is a predicted model, not a curated record. Lineage: Eukaryota; Fungi; Ascomycota; Dothideomycetes; Dothideales; Saccotheciaceae. The transcript is spliced from 3 exons. Bases 1 to 1359 code for a protein of 452 amino acids.
AUGUUUCUGUCUACUCAACUGCUCGCUGCAAUCGCCAGUGUCUCCACCUUGUGUGUAGAGGAGACGACGAACGCAUCUUCAUCGUGGCCGUAUGGUCCUUUCAGCACACAAGGCCGCGAUAUCGUCAACGCAAAAGGCGAGGCAGUGACCUUCGCAGGUGUCAAUUGGCCCAGCAGUGGCGAGACCAUGGUCCCUGAAGGCCUUGAAUGGGCAUCGAUCGAGGACAUUCUGUCGCGAGUACAGAGUGUAGGCUUCAACUUCAUCCGUCUGACAUACGCAAUCGAGAUGAUAGACCAGAUUUAUGAACGAAACGGCUCAGAUGUGGGUCUCGAGAUCACAAUGAUUAAUGGUCUUGGCUAUGAGAAUGGAACAAAAGUGACCAACGAGAUUAUAGCCAAGAAUCCAACCUUCAACAAGGAUACUACUCGCUUCGAGAUCUGGGACCACAUUGCCCAGGUUGCACUGUCUAAGAACAUCUAUAUUCAUCCUGAUGUGCAUGUCGGCAAGGCUCAAUGGUGCUGCAACAACACAGAUGGCAAUGCCUGGUUCGACGACUACAACUUCCCUGUUGCAAACUGGAAGCGUGGACUCCAAUACGUAGCUAAUUGGGCCUCCAAGCAUAACAACAUCGUCUCCAUGUCUCUACGCAACGAACUUCGCAGAGCCAUCAACGAGACCGCUCCUACCUCUUCUCUCGGCUACAACUGGGUAACUCUGGUCGGAAACUACACAGCAGCCACCGAUGCCAUCCACUCUGUGAAUCCAGACCUACUAGUCACCUGGUCAGGAAUGCAAUACGACCAAGACCUAUCCGCCCUGACCCAAGCCAAGAACCUCAACACAGCGCCCUGCUACAAAUGCGACGCCAUUCGCGAUGGCCUGCGCCGCGACCCCAUAAUCUUCGACCUAGCCUCUCACCCCUGGUCCAACAAAGUCGUCUACGAACUGCAUCUAUACAGCAUGUCCGAAGACCUCGAUACAGGCUCCUGCCCCAUCGUCUUUGCCGAACUCUACAAUGCAGGCUUCAACGCAUUAGGCAUGGCACCUCCUCCCGCCUGCAACAUUACCAAAAACUGUUCGCCUGCAGUAAGAGAAACCCCAGUCAUUCUGUCAGAGUUUGGGGCUGCGCAGGAUGUGACGUUGUUUAAUGAUACCUUGAUGAACUGUCUCAAGGACUUUACGGUGCAGAAUAAUGUUUCGUGGGCCAUGUGGAGUUUGGCGGGGAGUUACAGGAUUAGGAGUGGUGCGCAAGGUGUGGGUGAUACUUGGGCAUUGGGCAACUAUGACUGGGAUGGAUGGAAUUAUCCUGAAGGUGUUGAGAAAUGGUGGAAGCCAUGGAUUCGCUCGAUGUUCGGCUAA